AUCAGACGAGGGCUAGAGCAACCACCGAAACGAAUCAUCGCCUGGAUAGACCCCGUCCCAAUCACGUCGAGAAACUCUACUGCUACCAAUCCCACAUCACCUCUUCUAAGAACUGACUGACAAUCCCAUCAACACCACCUCCCAACGCCAAGAAACACCAAGAUUGGAACUCGAUGGGCCGUACGCGUUCAUCGUCCCGUCUGGGCAGGUCCCACCCCGCUUCGAUACGUUCAGCAGAUCACACUAGUCUGUGGGAGAAACGUCAAUGCAUCUCGUGUCCGGGCGAGACGCCUAGCUGUAACUGUGGACCUAACGAGAAUUGCGUGUUGACCAGUCGGACGUGCACGCAAUGUCCACAGAUCCAAUGUCUUCCCGCUGAAGACUCUACGGGCGGGUCAGGAGGAGGGUCAGGGGUGAACCCGGGGGUCAUCGCGGGUCCCGUGGUAGCCGUGGUCGUGCUCGGCGUGUUGAGCGCCGGGCUAUGGUGGCUGUGGAAAAGGAAGAAGGCAAGGGACAUGGCAGCCUUGGAGUCGUUCGAAAAGCGACAAUCGACCACGCGUUCUCAAAGACCGUCCCAUCGAUCAGCUUCACCCUUGCCCGACCUUGGACCACGGACUGGGACGGGUCUGCUCAACUCGGCCAGCGGAGAGUUUCCUAGCGAUGUCAGGCCUAGCAUGGACACGAUCGGCGCGAUGGGCGCGGCGAACGGUACCCAGAGGCGGGUGUACGAGGGAGAAGAGAGCAUCAACUUGACCCGAAACGGGUUGAUGGGACGGGAUGGGGAAGAUCCGUUUGACGAUAGGAGGAGCAUCGCUACGGACCAGUUGUCGUUCGGGUCGACCAACGUCAUCCCGAUCGCCUAUGUCCCUCCGAGCCAGGGACAAGCGGGCGAGGGGGACAAGAUGACCGCAGGAGAACGGCUGGACGCGGCGAGAAGAGCGCUCGGACCAGGCUUCAACGCCGUCGGACCUCCUAGUCGGCCGGCGAGGUCGCCCGAUCUCGAUUUGCGGCUGCGACCCCCUAUGCCGGGUCAUCAGCCGCCGACGAGUUUCGCCCACCCAGAACUCGUCGAGACGCUCGGACCUCAGGGAGGCAACAGGGACGUCAAUUCCUCCCGUGCGAGCAUGUUGACGACCCGGACGGGCGUGAGCGUGGCCCCUAGUUUCUUGUCUGGAUCUUCGGCCUUCGAAUCGGAAGCACCGCAGAUCGUCACUCGCCGACAAGUUCAGACGGGAGUCGUGCAACAAGCCGCCGUCGUCGACCUUUCUGGCAAUCCCGCGUCGCUGGGACAAAACUUGACGGCAGGGGAUGCGAGGUACGGGUGGAACUCGGGUGAAGCUGGGGAUCGGAGUCCCGGUGCAUUGUCCGCUCGUUCUGGGAUGAGCGGGUCGUCCGAUCCGUUCGACGACAAGCGAGCGGACCGGGCGAGUGGGAACACUUUCGGGCACGCGCUCGACUCGGUGGAUGGGCAUGAGCGCGAGAGGGGCGAUGACGACACGAGAGGAGAUCAUGGGACGUACGGGUUGGGACUGGGUAACGCCACGGAUGACCUUCGGUUCUCCAUGGGCAGUCUGGCGAUGGGAGGCGGGAACCCGAGCAGGGAUUCGAUGAACAGUAGCAUGACGGGUUGGUCCGUCGGUCAGGUCCAGGUCGGUCAGGCGCAGAGGAUCAAUUUGGCCACGACGCCUCAGAAAUCGCAACAGCAGCACCAGUAUCAACUCCAGCAACCGCUAUACCAGCGAGAGAGCGUCAUGUCGGGUCGAUCCGAGGCGAGUUCGUUCUUGAACGCCAUCAUCCCUCCUACCGGGCCCAUGUCGACACCGUACGAAAAGAUGCCGACGGGCAUGUCCAACAUGACGCUCGGGAACGAACAGCCGAGCCCUUCCAAGAGGGACACGAGCGCGACGAGGCAGACGAUGAUGUCCACCAACAGCGAGGGAUUGGGCGGGUUCGAUUUCCAAUUCGAUAACGGUGGACAGGGGGAAGGAGGGAUGGUGCCCGGACCGCCUCGACGUCGGCCUGCCUAAGUCGGCUCGCUUCCGUGGAUAGUAUAUAGAGAUGGCGUGCAGUCGUGU
Messenger RNA from Filobasidium floriforme, 2075 nucleotides. RefSeq lists its product as uncharacterized. Lineage: Eukaryota; Fungi; Basidiomycota; Tremellomycetes; Filobasidiales; Filobasidiaceae. The coding region runs from base 174 to 2027 and encodes 617 amino acids. The record is from RefSeq and is a predicted model, not a curated record. The transcript has 3 exons.